Molecule: messenger RNA, 2388 nt
Organism: Exophiala bonariae
Lineage: Eukaryota; Fungi; Ascomycota; Eurotiomycetes; Chaetothyriales; Herpotrichiellaceae
Exons: 5
Coding region: 1-2388 (795 amino acids)
Biological process (GO): positive regulation of transcription from RNA polymerase II promoter by galactose; DNA-templated transcription
Cellular component (GO): nucleus
Molecular function (GO): zinc ion binding; DNA-binding transcription factor activity, RNA polymerase II-specific; RNA polymerase II cis-regulatory region sequence-specific DNA binding
Source: RefSeq, a predicted model, not a curated record
AUGGCGGGGAACCAGGCACGCAGAGCCUCCCAAACCGAUUCACAAGAUCAGACAACUCCACCUCCAUCCUACAAGCGGAGGAGAAUCGCUCUCGCAUGCACAUCGUGCAGGAACCGGAAAUCUCGCUGCAAUGGAGCUAAGCCCUCUUGCAGUCUUUGCGUGGAGCUGGGCUUUGAUUGCAUUUACCAACAACCAGCCGCAGGGAGCUCUUCUAACAUCGUGAAGGGCUCACAAGCGGAUACAGGCUAUGACGAAAGGCUACGUGCUAUUGAGGACACUUUACGACUCCUAGUGCACCAAAAAGAGCCUGAACCCGACCAUCACGAGCACUUAUCAGUACGAAGAAACACUCUCGACCAGGGAGCAGUGUUGCAACAACAAAGCUUGAACUCUGAUGAAGAUGUCGCCAUCCUGGAUGAAGAUGAUUCUCAACAGCAGACUACAGGCGAAGAUUCAGUCGAUGGCAUGGCAGCAAUCACGGAUCCAGAAGACAGAGAAUCUAGAUUCUUUGGUCCAUCCUCAAACAUAACCUUCCUCCGCCACAUAUCUGAUGCGACCUCUGCGACUUUGAAAUCCAUAGGCCACUCUCGGCAGUCAGACAGCGGGCUCAAUCCACAGAUCGUCUCAAGAGCUGCCUCUCCAGUGACAACAUUGUCCGAGACGAGCCCCGCGUUUCGCAGCCAGUUCGUCAAUAUCCGAUCAUUACCUUCUGAGUCACGUGCCCUUCAUCUAAUCCGACUCUUUUUCUCUGACACGGGCAUGCUGUUCCCGUACAUACACGAACAGGAUAUCUUGCGAACAUAUUCUGCGGCAAGGAGGAACAAGUUCACGGCUGUGAGCAGGUCUUGGCUGUGCUUGGUCAAUGUGAUAUUCGCCUUUGCAACCUACAUCAGUGCACGGCCUGAGCAACCUGCGGAAAAGAAUGCGGCUGAGUCGGAAGUGUUCAUAGAGCGGGCACAAGCUUUAUCAGCGGACAUAGAUCUCAAGUCUGCAAACUUGGAAAGUGUACAAUGCUUUCUUCUGAUGGCACAGUUUCGUCAAGGAACUCAACGUUCCGAUCAAGCUUGGAGUCUUCAUGGCCUAGCUGUUCGAGCGGCCAUACAGCUCGGCCUCCACUCGAAGUCGGCGACUGUGGGCUUAACGACUCUAGACGCAGAGAUCCGAAAGCGAACAUGGUUUGCAUGUAUGGUGCUGGACAGGACCCUCAGCAUGACGUUUGGACGCCCUUCCACUAUUCCGAAUCACUACAUGACGCUAGAUCUGCCAGUCAACCAAAAUCUGGAAAAGCUAAGCAUGAAAGGGGCCUCAACAGGAUCAAUCAGCACUUUGGAUCCACCAGACACCGUUUGCCUCUUCAGCGCGACCAUACAACUAUACUACAUACUUGAAGAAAUUAUGUGUCAGCUGUACGGAUCCAAUAUCGAUGUAGAUCCACAAUUGACGAUUCCAGUCAUGUUGGAGAGAACGCUUACACUGGAGCAAAAACUAGCAGAGUGGAAACUCAAACUUCCAACCCAGCUCCGAAGACGGCCAUGGGAUACACUUGAUCCAGAUGCAAUCUCAAUAUCGUCAUGGGACCCGGUAUUUGAUCGGUUGAGUGUUAUCAUCAUUUUGAGGUACCUCAAUGUCCGUAUCCUCCUGCACAGGCCCGUCUUGAGUGCAUUUCUGCUUCGCAGAGCACGACUACGAAGUGCUACCUCGGCGGCCGAGGAUGAGGAUCACUUUUUCCAAGAUAUCGGGGAAAGGAGUGUAAGAGCUUGUGAGCAAUCUGCUAUCGAGAUUGUUGAUAUCGUGCAUCGAACCAGCCGGCCGCCAGCUCUCUUGGGUGCUUGGUGGUUUUCUGCAUACUACACCUUCAAUGCUGCACUCGUCAUAUUUAGUUGCAUUCUGAUGGAGAUUACAACUGCUGCCAGGUGGACGCCAUCAGGACCAACAAUCACGAUGGCAGAGUCACUCGACACCGCAAAGAUCACGGAUAUGAUCACGAGACUGCGGCGUGCAGCAGAAACACUGCAGAGAUUUGGUGAAGGGACGAAAUCGGCCAAGAGGAUCCGAAAGACGUUAUUGAAACUGGUCCAGAUUUGCAUGACCCUGGUUCAGUGCAACCCUGAUAAUGGUCCCGCCAUUCUGACUGCCCUUGCUUCGACCUUUGACGCAGAUCUGGCCAGGUCACAGGCCCAACAGCAUGAGAUGCUCGUACAGAGUAUGGGGCAGGAGAUGGAGUCUGGAGUGAUGAUGACCAACAGUAUGCUUCCAAUGCUGCCUCCUCCGGAUCCGUUCACAACGUACGACAUCAACAUGCAUCAGUAUUGGACGGAUGCCAAUUUGGAUCUCUUCAACGACCUCGUUGGCGUUGAAAGUGGUCUCACCUCCUUAAUGGCAGGAUAG